Molecule: messenger RNA, 783 nt
Organism: Pseudocercospora fijiensis CIRAD86
Lineage: Eukaryota; Fungi; Ascomycota; Dothideomycetes; Mycosphaerellales; Mycosphaerellaceae
Exons: 2
Coding region: 1-783 (260 amino acids)
Biological process (GO): regulation of translational fidelity; alanyl-tRNA aminoacylation
Molecular function (GO): Ser-tRNA(Ala) deacylase activity; alanine-tRNA ligase activity; ATP binding
Source: RefSeq, a predicted model, not a curated record
AUGACUGGAUCAAAGGCCCCUACACAUCUGACUUUUCAACACGAUGGCAAGCUCCUACACCUCAAGACCUCUGUCGUUUCCGCCGUGCCGGACAAGGAUUUUGUUGUCAUCACGAAAGAGACUAUCUUCCAUCCGCAGGGCGGCGGACAACCCUCAGAUGAAGGGCACAUGGCUUUAGAUGGCUCAUCCAAUACAUUCCAAGUGACCAACGUCCGCAUGGAUGUCGACACUGGAAGCAAUGGCCAGGUCUUGCACCUAGGGCAGUUUUCGGACUCAUCUCAGCCUCAAUUCAAGCCGGGAAACGUGGUAGAGCAGGUUGUGGAUGCAGAGAAGCGAUUGCUUUAUUCACGACUACACACAGCUGGACACGUCCUUGGCGCAGCAGUCCGGCAUUUACUAGAGAAGGAGAUCGAGGGCUUCGACGAACUAAAAGCUUCCCACUUCCCGGACAGUGCGGCGUGCGAAUUUCAGGGCUCAAUCGAUGGCAAGUGGAAGGCACCGAUCCAAGAGCGUCUCAACGAAUACAUUAAACGCGCUGUGCCGGUUGAGAUUGACUUCUGGACCGAAGCUGAAUUCAGCAAAAAUGGUCUCGAGAGGCUUAUCCCAGAUCGCAGCCUUCUACCACCUGGCGAAGAUAAGUUCCGUGUCGUCAGACUGGCUGGCUUGGAGACGUAUCCUUGCGGAGGCACGCAUGUGGAUACCACCGAUCUUUGUGGUGACACUACCGUGAAGAAGAUUUCUAGAAGCAAGGGAACGAGUCGAGUCAGCUAUAAUGUUAAAUGA